GCCAGAAGCCCUUCAGAGCGCUUCAGAGCGCGUGAGCGUGCCGCUCCUAGCGGUGUCUGACGCAACCCUGCCGACACAGUUCGAGAGAGCAGCGGACCCGCAUCUGGCCCGGCAGGCAGUACCGUUCCAGUCGUCUUUUUGAGAGGUUCUCUACCCGAGCGAGAAGCCCAAGCCGCCACCAUGUCCAAGCCCAACAUUUACCUGACCAGGCCCGAUAUCCCCAAGGAAGCAUUGGACAAGCUCAGGCAUUUCUGCAAUGUCACCCACUGGAACCAGGAGCGACCCGUGGACCGGGCCGUGCUCUUGGAGAACGUGAAGGGCAAGGACGCCCUGCUGUGCAUGCUCACGGACAACAUCGACAAGGAGGUGAUCACGGCAGGCGACAAACUCAAGAUAAUCGCCACCAUGUCCGUGGGGUUCGAGCACAUCGACCUGGAGGAGUGUAAGCGGAGGAAUAUUCCGGUGACGAACACCCCCGACGUGUCCUCUGACUCGGUGGCCGAGCUCACCGUGGCCCUGGCUCUGGCCGCAGGCCGAAGAGUAGUCGACUGUGCCCAAGCCAUUAAGGAGGGCGAGUGGCUGUACUCUUGGGGUCCCAUGUGGCUGUGUGGUCAGGGGCUCCACAACUCUGUCGUGGGCUUUGUGGGCAUGGGCCGCAUCGCCCAAUCUGUGCUGAAGCGCUGCCUGGGCUUGGACAUCAAGAAGGCCAUCUAUUACGACAAGUUCCACCCCAUCAAGCCAGCGGAGGACAUGGGCGCUGUGUUUGCGCCCCUGGAGGACGUGAUCAGCCAGUCCGACUUCGUCAUCACCCUGGUGAACCUGUCGGAGGAGACGCGAGGCAUGUUCAACAAGGCGCUCUUCCUGAAGAUGAAGAGGACGGCCGUCUUCAUCAACACCAGUCGGGGCGGCGUGGUGAACCAGGACGACCUGUACGACGCCCUCAAGAACAACGUUAUCCGCGCCGCGGCCAUCGACGUCUCUUUACCCGAGCCCUUGCCCAAGGACCACAAGCUUCUGACGCUCCGGAACCUCAUCGUGACGCCGCACAUCGGCAGCUCCGAGGUGAGCGUCCGCAUCGAGAUGGGCCUGCUGGCCGCCGACAACGUCAUCAACGCCGUCUUGGGCAAGCCGACCCGCACCAAGCCGGUCAAUGCGUAGGACGCCUCUCCCCACCCCCUGACAUAGAGCAUACUCGCAGCGCCUGCCGUGUCGGACAAUCUGCCCUGUUCCUCGUUCCCCGUGUUGUAACCAAUAAACGAUGGUGCCAACUGUUAAUGUUAA
This is a messenger RNA of Ixodes scapularis (black-legged tick), 1281 nucleotides long. Its product is annotated as glyoxylate reductase/hydroxypyruvate reductase. The record is from RefSeq and is a predicted model, not a curated record. The transcript is spliced from 8 exons. Gene Ontology annotation, cellular component: cytosol. Gene Ontology annotation, molecular function: NAD binding; glyoxylate reductase (NADPH) activity; hydroxypyruvate reductase (NADH) activity. Lineage: Eukaryota; Metazoa; Arthropoda; Arachnida; Ixodida; Ixodidae. Bases 181 to 1158 code for a protein of 325 amino acids.